AUGCGGGACUUUGAUGAUUUCAUCUUUGCUUUUUUUGCUGUGGAGAUGGUAAUCAAGAUGGUUGCACUGGGCAUCUUUGGGAAAAAGUGUUACCUUGGAGACACCUGGAAUCGGCUAGACUUCUUCAUUGUAUUGGCUGGGAUGCUGGAAUACUCUCUCAACCUGCAGAAUGUUAGUUUCUCUGCGGUCCGAACAGUCAGAGUACUUCGACCUCUCCGGGCUAUCAACCGAGUACCCAGCAUGAGGAUCCUGGUAACGCUUCUGCUGGACACUCUCCCCAUGCUGGGCAAUGUGCUGCUGCUUUGCUUCUUUGUUUUCUUCAUCUUUGGGAUUGUAGGGGUCCAGCUGUGGGCCGGGCUUCUCCGCAACCGCUGCUUCCUCCCAGAAAACUUCUCCCUUUUCCCUGCCCAUUCAGUUAUUACUCUGGAGGGCUGGGUGGACAUCAUGUACUUUGUUAUGGAUGCUCACUCCUUCUACAAUUUCAUCUACUUCAUCCUCCUGAUAAUAGUGGGCUCAUUCUUCAUGAUCAACCUUUGUCUAGUUGUCAUAGCGACACAGUUCUCUGAGACCAAGCAACGGGAGAGUCAGCUUAUGAAGGAGCAGAGAGUGCGCUCCAGGUCCAAUGCCAGCACCCUGAAUAGCUUCUCUGAGCCAGGAAGCUGCUACGACGAGCUCCUCAAGUACCUAGUUCACAUCAUCCGCAAAGGCACCAGGCAAAUCGGCCACCUCAUCCGGGCUGCCGGGCGCCGUGCAGGCCUGCGGAUCUGUGCUUCUCCGCCGCUGGAACCACCGCCCACGAAAAGACGGCAUCAGAAGCAGCGCCAGGGAUCCAUCCGUCCCGUCAUGCACCAUCAUCAUCACCUCCACCAUCACUACCAUCUGGGCAAUGGGAGUGUCCGAACCGACGGGGGCAGAGAGGGGGACAACCAGAGUUCCCAAAGUGCCAAUGCCAACAACUCUGGGCAUCUCAUGCUACCUGUCAUUGUCCCUCAGCAGGAGCCCUUUUGUGGGUCUCUGGGCCCCAGUGGUGCAGAAUCAGUGCAUAGUGUUUAUCAGACUGCGGGCCACCUUGAGCCUCUGCGCUGCAGCCCCUCACCUUCUCCCAUGGUGUUUCAGGCAUACAAGAGGAACUCAGUGCCAUUUGCGGCUCCAGUACAUAAGAACUACCCCACGUUACAGUCAUCUCUGGCCUUAGAGCAGCUCAGACAGAGAAUCCUGGAGCCAGGAGGCAGUUGCACUGCUAGUGUCCUUACCAACCUAAACAUCCCCCCAACUCCCAUCAACACCUCACAGUGCCUGGUGGAGACACAAGGUCCUCCUGGCAAGAUCAUCUUUAAGGAUGCGCUCAUGAAUUGCAGUGGCACAAACUUAGACACAACUUUGACCUUUGACCCUGAGACAUGUCCGUAUUGCGCCAAAGCGAUGGCCAACGACUCUGAGGGAGUGGAUGGGAAUGAGACGGCAGACUCUGACAGUGAGGGCGUGUAUGAGUUCACACAGGAUGCCCAUUAUCGGGACAGCAGAGAUCCCAACAGGAAGAAGAAGCUGUUUGCAUUAGGAGCUCGGGCAGCAAAGGUGGUCCAUUUCUGGAGGCUGGUGUGCGACACGUUCCGUAAGAUUGUGGAUAGCAAGUACUUUGGACGAGGAAUAAUGAUCGCCAUUCUCAUUAACACACUCAGCAUGGGCAUCGAGUACCAUGAGCAGCCUGAUGAGUUGACAAAUGCUCUGGAAAUCAGUAAUAUCGUCUUCACCAGUUUGUUCGCACUGGAGAUGCUCCUGAAACUGCUGGUUUAUGGUCUUUUUGGCUACAUCAAGAACCCUUACAACAUCUUUGAUGGUAUUAUUGUGGUAAUCAGUGUCUGGGAGAUUGUUGGCCAGCAGGGAGGAGGUUUAUCGGUGCUGAGGACCUUCAGACUCAUGCGUGUGUUGAAGCUGGUCCGCUUUAUGCCCGCCCUGCAGAGGCAGCUGGUGGUCCUGAUGAAGACCAUGGACAAUGUUGCCACCUUCUGCAUGCUGCUUAUGCUUUUCAUAUUCAUUUUCAGUAUUCUAGGCAUGCACCUGUUUGGAUGCAAAUUUGGCUCUGAGAGAGAUGGAGACACACUUCCUGACCGCAAGAACUUUGACUCUUUGCUGUGGGCCAUUGUAACAGUUUUUCAGAUCUUGACUCAGGAGGACUGGAAUAAGGUACUGUAUAAUGGGAUGGCCUCCACCUCUCCUGUGGCUGCUCUGUACUUCAUCGCCCUCAUGACUUUUGGAAACUAUGUCUUGUUCAACCUGUUGGUGGCUAUCUUGGUGGAAGGAUUCCAAACUGAGAAAGGCCAUGUGGGAGUGAGGAUAGUCAUGUCCAAUCAAGACACAUCAUCCACAGUGCUCAUUUCUGAGCAUGCAGGUGAUGCCUCGAAGUCAGAUUCUGAAGCAGACUUCUAUACACGGAGCUUGGAGGAUGUUUCAGGAUGUAAGAAGGAUCUGUCUGCAUCAUCUGUUGUGCCCAUCAAUGGCCAUGUGGAUUUGAAGAGCAACCUGACCCCUCCCCUCAUCACUCACACGGCCGCAACACCCAUGCCCAUCCCUAAGAUAGCAGGAGGAGGAGACCCGGCGCUAGGCGACGAGUCCCGCAGAGGCAGCAAUGUCUCAGUGGAUCCCAAUGGCCAAGACAGAUCUCCAUCGAGUGCACGGAGCUCCCCAAAUGCCCCCUGGAGUUCAGCCAGUAGCUGGAACAGCAGGCGCUCCAGCUGGAAUAGCCUGGGCCGAGCCCCCAGCCUCAAGAGGCAGAAACACCAGUCUGGCGAACGGCGCUCCUUGCUGUCCGGCGAUGGCCAUUCCAGCUCCGAUGAGGGAGAUGCGGGAGAGAGCGCAGGCGGCGGGUGCAUGUCCGAGGGUGAUGAUGCCUCCCUCGCCAGGACGGACUCCCUGGGCCAGAGGCCUCGGCACAGGCGCAUGGAAUCCCUGGAGACACGCAGCUCGUUUGAUCUGCCUCCAGACACCCUGCAGGUGCCAUACAUGCAUCGUUCCGCCAGCAUACACAGCGCUCGGCCGCCCAACUUCCUCAGCAACGGCAAGAGUUCUCCAUCUGCAGCCACCCCUCAGCUUUCUCUAGAUGAACACCACAGCGAGGAUGACAAUGCAGAUGAUGAAGGAAACCUGAGUCGGAAGGCUCGUCUCUACCGCUGGCUGGAGCACAAGCAGCCCCAGUGGUGUUGGGAGAGGGUCACCUGGUCUCUUUACCUGUUCCCCCCUCAAUCACGGUUUCGUGUAACCUGCAAUAAAAUCAUCAAUCACAAGAUGUUUGACCAUGUGGUUCUUGUCAUCAUCUUUCUCAACUGCAUCACUAUCGCCAUGGAGAGGCCCAGAAUCGACCCCUCCAGCGCUGAACGCAUCUUCCUGACGUUGUCCAACUACAUAUUUACUGCCAUCUUUGUGACCGAAAUGACAAUAAAGGUGGUUGCUUUGGGCUGGUGUUUCGGGAAGAAGACCUACCUGAAGAGCAGCUGGAAUAUUCUCGAUGGUAUGCUGGUGAUGAUCUCCGUGAUUGACAUCCUGGUAUCCAUGAUCUCCAACAGCGGCACUAAGAUCCUGGGAAUGCUUCGGGUACUACGGUUACUGAGGACCCUGCGUCCACUCAGAGUGAUCAGCAGAGCUCCAGGACUGAAGCUGGUUGUUGAGACACUGAUGUCAUCACUCAAGCCUAUCGGGAACAUUGUAGUUAUCUGUUGUGCCUUCUUCAUUAUUUUUGGCAUCUUGGGAGUUCAACUCUUCAAAGGAAAGUUCUUUGUGUGUCAGGGGGAGGAUACGAGGAACAUCACCAACAAGUCUGAUUGCCUCCAGGCUAGCAACAAAUGGGUCAGGCACAAGUACAACUUUGAUAACCUGGGGCAGGCCCUCAUGUCCCUUUUUGUUCUGGCUUCCAAAGACGGUUGGGUGGACAUAAUGUACGACGGCCUGGAUUCUGUCGGUGUCGAUCAGCAGCCCGUCAUGAAUUACAACCCAUGGAUGCUGCUCUAUUUCAUCUCCUUCUUGCUGAUCGUGGCUUUCUUUGUGCUCAACAUGUUCGUCGGCGUGGUGGUCGAGAACUUUCACAAGUGCCGGCGGCACCAGGAGGCCGAAGAAGCCAAACUGCGCGAGGAGAAGCGCCUUAAACGCAUGGAGAAAAAAAGAAGGAAUGUAAUGCUGACCGGUGUCAGUUGGUCCAGUCCCGAUCACACACAAGAAGCCCAGAGUAAACCCUAUUACUCCGAUUACUCACCUACACGGCUUCUUAUCCACAAGAUGUGCACCAGCCACUAUCUGGACCUGUUCAUCACGAUUGUCAUCGGGCUCAAUGUCAUCACCAUGUCCAUGGAGCACUACAAACAACCUAAGGUUCUGGACGAGGCUCUGAAGAUCUGUAACUACAUUUUCACAAUCAUAUUUGUCCUAGAGUCCGUCUUCAAGCUUGUUGCCUUUGGAUUUCGACGCUUCUUCAAGGACAGGUGGAACCAGUUGGAUCUUGCCAUUGUUCUGUUGUCUAUUAUGGGCAUAACACUAGAAGAAAUUGAGGUCAAUGCUUCCCUUCCCAUCAACCCCACCAUCAUACGCAUCAUGAGGGUGCUGCGGAUCGCUCGUGUGCUGAAGCUACUCAAGAUGGCAGUGGGAAUGCGAGCUCUGCUAGACACUGUGAUUCAGGCACUGCCUCAGGUGGGGAAUCUGGGUCUUCUCUUCAUGUUGCUCUUCUUCAUCUUCGCUGCACUGGGAGUAGAGCUGUUUGGUGACCUGAUAUGUGAUGAGCUGCACCCAUGUGAAGGUCUCGGCCGUUAUGCCACGUUCAAGAAUUUUGGCAUGGCUUUUCUCCUGCUGUUCCGUGUAUCCACCGGGGACAACUGGAAUGGCAUUAUGAAGGACACGCUCAGAGACUGCUCCCAAGAUACAGGCAUCUGCUACAACACGGUGGUGUCCCCCAUUUACUUUGUGUCCUUUGUUCUGACGGCUCAGUUUGUGCUGGUCAAUGUGGUGAUCGCUGUGCUCAUGAAACACCUGGAGGAAAGCAACAAAGAGGCCAAGGAGGAGGCUGAGCUGGAAGCCGAGAUGGCGCUUGAGCUGGAGGCUGUGGGUGGAGAUGGAGGAAUAUCCCGAGGGCACAUGCCAUCUCUGGGACAUGGUAACGUUGGUGGACCAGGAGGGUCGCCUUGGAUCACAAGAGACUCUCCAAAUAUGUCGGGAUCUCUUUACCCCACAGACAGCCCACCUGCAGACAUACGCAGAGACUCUGAAGAUCACAUAAAGACAGAUCCCGAUCCUCAUAAUUUGGAGCAGCCAUUAGAGCGGAGGCCUAUGUUUGACUCCGUUUCCCUGGUGAUCCAGGGCUCAUUGGAAGGAGAGCUCAGCCUCAUGGACAACCUAUCUGACUCCAUCUGCCACUACUACGCUCUGCCCCCCCUUCACAGCAAGCACUGCACUGAGAAACAGAUUCCUCUAGCCGAGAUGGAGGCUCUGUCUCUGGCGUCGGAGAAAUCCUGGUCCUUAGCUCUGACGGAUGACUCUGUCCCAGAUGAUUUUAACCCCCUCUUACUUACCAGUCAGGAGUGCAAUACCACAGCUCCAGCAGGUCCCACAGACCCCCAGCAGCCAGACGAGCCAACGGAUGAGCACUUACUGUACGUGAAGAAGACCUCAGUGGGCCGUACACAUUCUCUGCCCAAUGACAGCUACAUGUUCCUGCCGCUGCAGCCCAACUCAACCCACAGUACCCACACAACCUCACCUCACCUCGCUCAAACAGGCUCUAUAGGCUCUAUCCAGUCUCAAACAGAAGAACCCACACAACACUUGACUGUGCUCACCGAUCUGUUCAGACCGAUCAGUCCUCAUAGCCUAUCAGACUCAGAGAGCAUCCCACGAAUCCCCCCACCUCGACGGGCACACACUCUCUCACGAACCCUACGCAGACAGGUGGCAGUGAGUGCUGACUCUCAGGAGACUCUAUACACAGAGGGAGGGGAAAACGAGGGUCCCCUGGGGCUCAGGGAACUGUCGGACCCCCCCGUCAACCUUCCACCUCAGCAGCAGCACCAGCCUUCCCUCUUUCUGGUCCCUGCCACACCAGGCGCCUCCCCAAAACCGUCGCGACCUAGCGUCCACACACAGCACAACCCCUACGACCAGUACAACGUGUUCUCCAGGCGCUCCCGCUCUCCACCCCUCCCAUCUCCAGCCGCCAGGAAGCAGGAGGAAACGGACUCGGUGGAUCAGGAGGUAUCCCGAAUUAUCCGAGCGGGGCUUGCAGGGAGGAGCGACGAUGGGAUCGGAGAAGGGACAGGAGAUCAAGGUGCAAGACGUCAGCUUAAGAAGUACCACAGCGUGGACACUCAGGGCCAGCGAGCUCUGCUGUUACCACGGCCCUUGUCCUGGCUUGACGACCCACGUCGGCACUCCAUCGAGGUGUACUCGUCCAUGGAAAGCAGCCCCCAGUGCAGUUCGAGCUCCUCCGGCUUCGUCUCACGAGCCGAUAGCCUUCAGCAGCAGUCCUCACCACGCACCCGCAAGAAGAAGAUGAGUCCGCCGUGCAUCUCUGUGGAUCCGCCCGAGGGUUUGGAGCUUCCGGGAGGCUUUCAUGCUGCUCUGGGGAUGGUGCCACCCCCGUUGCCAAUUCGGGACACUUGCUUGAGGAGGCGCGCUCCCUCCAGUGACUCCAAGGACUCAUUUGAUUUGGGUGGAGGAGGAGAUGGGCUGCCUCAAGAGGGCGUCCAGAACUCCAAGCUAUUGACUCUGCCUAGCUUCUCUUUUGAGAAAACAAGCUCUGAGCACUGAACACUUGACUUACACGUUCACACACACACGCACGCACAUGACACACGGUGCACUCUGUGUAUCCGUGAUGGUGAUAGUAAUAGUAAUAAUAUCUUAGAGAGUAAUAAUGCUAAAUGCAACAAUGAUGAAUACUCCAUGAUCACGAGGAAUAGUAACUAUACCUUGUAUUUUUUUUCUCUACUGCCAAAAGAACACAAAAAUACAUUUUGCUGAGGAUUAAACAAGCUAAUAACUAGACUCUCUCUCCUCAAAGAUACCUCCUUGUGGAGGUGAGCGCAGAGCCCGGGGGAGGGUGCCCCCUUCUGGCCGUUCACAGCACUGUAUUGCUGAACUCCCUAAAGGGCACUGAUGAAGGUAUAAAGCAAUAUGAACGUUUCAGAGACACUAUUUUCUUAAAUUAUUGGGCCAUAGUGUUUGUAAAGGAUGUAGAAUUUCGUUUUUCGAUUU
This is a messenger RNA of Sinocyclocheilus anshuiensis, 7230 nucleotides long. Its product is annotated as voltage-dependent T-type calcium channel subunit alpha-1G-like. The record is from RefSeq and is a predicted model, not a curated record. Gene Ontology annotation, cellular component: membrane; voltage-gated calcium channel complex. NCBI's taxonomy places the organism in Eukaryota, Metazoa, Chordata, Actinopteri, Cypriniformes, Cyprinidae. Gene Ontology annotation, molecular function: high voltage-gated calcium channel activity. Bases 1 to 6783 code for a protein of 2260 amino acids. Gene Ontology annotation, biological process: calcium ion import across plasma membrane. The transcript has 37 exons.